GGUGAACUUAUCAGAGAGAUAUGUGCUUAUUGACACAAUGCACUCUACAAUUAACUAUUACAGGAUAACCAACUAAAUCAUCAGACAGUACUUAAAUCAACCAAUGCAAUUUCAAUUCCAGUUGACACCUCUCAACUCUACCAUCAGAGUCAACACAGAUCUGGUCUGAAACUGAUAGAAGGAACACUGCUUCUUCACCAUAAGAAAAUAACAUAAAAGAUAACAGUAACCAGAAAACACGUUUUCUAACCAAAAACGUAAACAUUAAGAAAUGAACAAACAAAUCUUGAUAAUAAUCUUUUUGGUAAUUAUACCAACGAUACAUGCUUCUCUAAAGUAUCCCCCACACUACUUACAACUAUGGCGUAUCUUAGCAAAUAGCAAGAAUUUAUCUAGUUCACCAUAUCAUGAUGCUGAAGGCUAUAAUUAUCUGGACAAACUGUCUACAAAUAAAUAUCUUCAUAACAACAAGCAUGAAAUUGAGAAAGCUAAGAGUUUGAUUUUUGAUGAUAUUUGUGUGAAAAUUUCUUCCCUUAAUGUAUCAAAAAAAUGUUGUGAAGAUACCAAAACAUUUCUUGGAUCCCUUGUUCACAGGUACCCAUGGGCACUACAAAUGCUUGAUUCUUAUGGGAAGCCACCAAGUGGGAUUCUUGAAGGAGACUUCACAUUUCCUGGUUCUUUUGAUGAAUGUAACUCUGCAAAAGUAGCUAUUCCUGCCAACUCAACAGAAUUUAUGCUUCAGCCUUUCAAACCAAAAUACUGCCAAGUCAUCUUUCCAAUCAAAGCACUCACAAGUAUGAAUGAUAUGUUGGUUGGUGGAUCAAUAGGUGGUCUCCAUAUGGGUGCAUGCUUUCCAGACAGUUGUCAGGCAAAAGACAUUCAAAAUCUUAUUCAAUAUGAUAUCCAUCUUCUUCCAAAAUCAAUUUCUGGAAAUAUCAGCUCAGUGGUGCAGUGUGAAGAAGAUAGAGGCUAUGAUUCAAAAGCUAUCAUCUCAUUGAUUAUCAUCUCAAUUUUCUUACUGCACAUAUUUCUGGGGACAUUAUAUGAUGUCCUUUUACAAUCUGGGAAGUCCUCUUCAAAUGCUGCUGCUCAGAAUGGAAUCAAUAAUUCUCUUCCAACUAGCACACAAGACGUUUCAUUGAAAGAAAAAGAGGCUCAUGUUAACUGCAAUGGUACCAAAACUCCAUCAAAAAGUGAUGAGGAAUUAGAUGCUGUAUCAAAAUUUCUCCUUACAUUCUCUGUUUAUAAGAAUGCUAAAAAGUUGCUAAGUACAAAUCAGCCAGAUGGUACAUUGACCUGUAUACACGGCAUUCGAUUCCUCAGCAUGACCUGGGUCAUAUUAGGUCACACCUAUAUCUUUGGGAUGCCAAUUUGGAGAAACCUAACAAUUAUUCAGGAUUUUGCAAAAAAUUUUGCAUUCCAAGGCAUUGCAAAUGCUAUGGUCUCUGUUGAUACAUUUUUCUUAUUGAGUGGACUUUUGGUAUCUUAUGGAAACUUUAAAGCUUUGGAGAAAACAGAAGGUAAAUUUGGCUGGGUGUACUAUUACAUACAUCGAUUUUGGCGCUUGACCCCUCCCUACAUGCUUGUUAUGAUGGUGUACAUCCCUUUGUUUCGCUAUUGGGGUGAUGGACCUUAUUGGCCAAAGGAUGGCUUUGAGAUAAAUUACUGUAAAGACACUUGGUAUUUCAACUUGUUAUAUAUAAAUAACUUUCUCUCAGAUCCACAGAAAGGAAUGUGUAUGUCCUGGACUUGGUAUUUAUCAAAUGAUAUGCAGUUCUACAUCAUCAGCCCUAUAUUCAUUUUAGCACUUUAUCAUUCAGAAAUUGUUGGUUUUGUGUUAAUUGGUGUUUUUUCAUUGGCCCAGUUAAUUACAACAGGGGUCGUUUCAACGACAGAAAAAUUACCUCCAGUUAUGUUUUCUCAAGACAGUGACAUCAGCCAAAAGUACUUCACAGAUAUUUAUGUCAAACCAUACAUCAGAAUCGGGCCAUAUCUCAUUGGAAUUCUCGUUGGCUAUCUUCUAUACAAAAAUAAAUGCAAAAUGAGGAUGAAUCGUUAUGUUUGUGCAGUUCUAUGGAUGAUGGCUACAAUAUCUGCCGUUUCCAUUCUCUAUGGCUUAUACAAUCUCAAUAAUGGGUACGCAAUGACUCAAGAUACAGCAUCAUUCUAUACAACAGCCAAUCGCAGUGUAUGGGGCCUGUGUGUUGGAUGGGUUAUUUACGCAUGUUGCACUGGUUAUGGAGGUUAUGUGAACACUAUCUUGUCAUGGAAAGCACUCAUCCCCCUCAGCCGUUUGACAUAUUGUGCUUAUCUGGUGCAUCCAAUUAUGAUGUAUUACUUUUAUCUCAACCAACGCUAUUCUCUCCACCUGACAUAUGUUUUAGCUACAUUCUUGUUCUUUGGAUUUAUGAUUAUGGCAUUCAUGAUAGCAUUUAUUGUUUCAAUGGCUUUUGAGGCUCCAAUGAUUGGUUUAGAACGUCUCAUAUUGGAGUUGAAAAGGAAGAAAAAAAAUAAUAACUAACAAACGGAAGUAGAACAAAAAAAAAAAUUGCAAAAUUAUGGAACAAAAAAAACUCUCAGACCAUUCCUAAUUAUUCACUAACCAAAAUUAAUUCUCCAACAUGAAUUUUACAUUUCAAAAUUUCCAUUAUUCACAUGUAAAAAUUUUGUAUUAAAUUUUAUAAAAAGAGGAAUAUAAUUUGAAAUACACAACAAAAACAAACUGCAUAGAACACCUUAAAAUCUGUUGAUAAUUUCUUAUACAGCCACAAGCAAAGCUGUCUUAACAGUAGAAUAGCCCACUAAGUAAACCACUGCAAUGAGGUCCCUACAUAUAUAUACAUACAACAUAUAUGGAUUUACAUUGGGCACCUAGAUGCAUGGGUCCCAUAUCAGGCAACAACCCAGUGUGCCCUUGCCUUAAGGUGGCACAGGAUACAAGGCCAUGAAUUUGUGAUCGAAGAGCUAGUUGAUUAUAUUGACCCCUUUGAAUUCAAGGUGAAGUUACUAAAGAGAAUUACCAGGAUCCUAAGAGGCUUUUUUUUUUUGGUGCAAGCUAGCCAUCUAAUCAAGACAUGGAGAGUAGGUAUGAAAAUAACAGAGGGAACAAUAGCAAGGUAUGUAAAAUUAUGGAUGUUGUUUUGUCAUAUGACAGAAGAAACAGUGAAAAAAAUAGAAAUAUUGAAAAGUAUAUAGAACUGACCAGAGAAAACUUUGGAUUGACUAAGCAGAAAUUAUCUCAGUUAUUAGAGGAAUGCUGGGAGUUGCAUAAGAAUAUUGAGAAGAACACUGGUACUUGAUUUUAUUGACCUCAGAAGUGUGUAAGGCAAAGUUAACCUUGGCAGGCUGUGAACUCGUAUUGCGAAGAGCUAAGACAAAUACUGCAAAGCAUUCUGUCAAAUGCUUUAACAAUUUCACUAAUUCAGAAUAACAACCUUCAACUGCAUCCUUUUACAUUCUGCAUUCAAAUCCCACCAAAGUCAACAUAGUUUUUCAUCCUUCUGAUAUCAUACGAAAAAUGUGUCUGAUAUUGACUGAUAUCAUACCAAAGAUAUGUGUCCAUUUACCUAAGUUGAAGUGAAGUGAAUAACAAUUCUUUUUCCUCAGUCAGAAGAUCAAAAGAAAAAAACAAAACAACCUGUAUAUACUUUAGUUCAAAAGUUCAAGAAAUUAGUAUUUGAUUGAUUAUACUUUGUUUUUUUUUUUUUUUUCUUGACCCUGGAGAGAUAAAAUGCAAAGUUGAUCUUGGAUUGAUUUACAAUCAAAAUGAAGAGUCACAACAAAUAGUGCAUAGCUUUUUUUCCUUGCUGUAUUUCUUUCACUUCAAUGAGGUUGAAUCCUGUAUGAUCCUAGUUAAUUACAAAGUAGACACUGAAAAUACAAUUGUUUGGAUGAAUUAUUAGAAAAAUAUACCUUAUUAUGACAUGGAAAUCUUUUGUUCAGUUUUCUUUGUCCAGUUAAAAUAUAGCUCAGCAAAUGUCGAACUAAGAACUCUACAACAAAUGUGCAUCUUGUAAAAUAAUGGAAUUAUACUGUCAUACAAGAAUUUUACUGAUAUAUUUUCAUAGACUUUAAUAAUGAUUUCAAAUUUUGGCACAAGGCCAACAGUUUUUGUCAAGUGGGUAAAUCAAUCGCAUCAACCCCAGUGGUCAACUGUUACUUAUUUUAUUGACCUCAAAAGGAUAAAAGGCAAAGCUGACCUAAGCAGAAAUUGAACUCAGAUGUUAACACCUUAGACAGUCGUUAGUUUACCUAAACUGUAGUACUGGCCCAGCCUUCUUUUCUAAUAAAAAUUGAUCACUUCAAAAAAAAAAAUAAAUAAAUAAACUUUUUAAAUCACAAUACCACCAAAUAAGCUCUGAUUGUAUGAUAUAUCCUAAUCUUUAUUUGGUUUUGCUUAAUAUGAAUAUUCGUUCAUCAUCAACUGUUAUAUUGUGGUAAUUUACUACAUUCGAAAUUGUACAGUGAAUAUAUCAACUUUGUAUUUUUUCAACAUACUUACUCUUUCUCAACUCCCUCUUUCUCUAUAUUUUCUCAUCAUCUCUUCUUUUUUUCUGAAGAUGGACUAAUGUCUGAAACAUCCAGACAUUCUAUAUUCAUUUUGUGUAUUAAACUAAUAUCAUAUUCAC
This is a messenger RNA of Octopus sinensis (East Asian common octopus), 4628 nucleotides long. Its product is annotated as nose resistant to fluoxetine protein 6-like. Gene Ontology annotation, molecular function: acyltransferase activity, transferring groups other than amino-acyl groups. Bases 272 to 2521 code for a protein of 749 amino acids. The record is from RefSeq and is a predicted model, not a curated record. The transcript has 15 exons. NCBI's taxonomy places the organism in Eukaryota, Metazoa, Mollusca, Cephalopoda, Octopoda, Octopodidae.